This is a messenger RNA of Hirsutella rhossiliensis, 1101 nucleotides long. RefSeq lists its product as uncharacterized. The transcript has 6 exons. The record is from RefSeq and is a predicted model, not a curated record. NCBI's taxonomy places the organism in Eukaryota, Fungi, Ascomycota, Sordariomycetes, Hypocreales, Ophiocordycipitaceae. Bases 1 to 1101 code for a protein of 366 amino acids.
AUGGCGGACCCAAAUUGCUCAAAUAUCAUAAAGGACUACCCCAUUGCAAAUGGCCUCGACGCUUUCCGUGCUUCGUUUAGUUCGAUCUGCGAAGCCAGGCAUGUCCCGCGAGGUCCAGACGCGCUAGAGCGUCUUGGUCAAGAAGACCUCCAGAAUAUUGUUCUCGACCUUCUCUCUACGUUACAGAUUCAUCCAGCUGCUCGACUGCUCCGUUCUACCGGAGAUGGUAAAACCCUCUUCGGCGAUUUGUUGCAACUCAAUUCCGCUGUCAACUCUGGCGAGUUCGACUUCGACCGUAUCAAGCCGCUUGUUAAAUCGGCCCUCGCCGACAUUCCUGAUGACAUACUCAUCUGGAUUCAUGUCUAUCGUGCCGUCACCGAAUCUACCCCGCCUCCCCGACCUAUAUCUUCGUCUAUCCAACAAACACCGUGGAGCCAGAAUACAAGCGGCUUCGUGAACUCGUCGGAAUUCCGCCAGAAUGUGGACCCGAUCCUCAAGUUGGAGCUCGAACGUCUCUAUGUCGGACUUCCCAAGUGUAUUGAAGGCGAUAAUCCACUCUUUAAAGAGGGAUGGAGUGGAUGGCCUGCAGGCGCCAGAGAAAACGACCCGAGGACACCACUGCAGGGCUCCACAGGCAAACGCAGCCUUGAUAUCGGCUUUGUCAAUAGCGACAUCACGUACAAGCCUGACUCUGAGGAUUCGAGAUAUCGUCUGGGAGUUCGACCGACUUGGGGAAUCGCCUCCGAACAAUUCGACAUCAACAAGAAGGAUGGUGGGUUACAGUUUGUGACCGCAAUCCUCGGGUUUCUACGGAUGAAUGAUGAGGUGCUUGGGUUUGACCCUACCAUUGUCAUGUCCAACGGCGAACGGUAUAUUGAGAUUGAACGUGAUGGCCAAACAGCGCGUCUCAUCAUUGACAAGACCGUUCGCGUCCACGGUGCGGAUGAUGACGUCCAAAACAAUGUUCGAAAGGGAUUGGACAUCACCAAAGCCACGAAUUAUCGACCAGGACGUGCGAUGUUGCCGGCGGCGAGCGCGUCCAUUGUGUCGCGCAAACAGUUAAAGCGGCGCCGGCGUGAAGCGACCGUCCAGCGAAACUGA